UAUGCAUUGAAUUUGCAGGAAAUGUGUAGUUUGCCAUGCUGAAAAGGUGUUAUCUUGGUGUAAGAACUGUCGUGUGGAAUGAGCAGUGUCUCUUCCACAUCAGCAAUAAGUUAGAAAUGCCAAAGAAACAAAAUAACGCUUCAAAACAGUCUCCUAAACCACCUGCUCAAGAGUCGCAGCAGGACUAUCCAGUUUCCACAAAAAAAGAUGGCAGCAUAGAAAUAAAGAUACUGGCCAAGCCUGGUGCAAGACAGAAUUCAAUUACAGACAUCAGUGAGGAUGGUGUAGGUGUCCAGAUAGCAGCGCCCCCUGUUGAUGGAGAAGCAAAUACAGAAUUGAUAAGAUAUAUCUCAAAGGUGCUUGGUCUAAGGAAAUCAGACGUGACAUUAGAUAGGGGUUCAAAAUCACGGAAUAAGACUAUUGUGGUGUCGUCUUCCAGUUCAACAGUUGAACAGGUCAUGAUGAAUCUACAAAAAGAGUUGGAAGCAAUGUCAUGAAUGAAUGCAACUAGCUAAAAGAACUUUCGCAACAAGUGCAAGAUGUUCAAAAGAAGGAUGUAGUCAUUGCAGUCAACUUGCAUUUAUUGUGCUGUGGACUAUUACUGUAAAACUGGAUGUGCCAGUGGUUAAAUGAGGACAAUGCAAUGUUGAUAAUACAUGAACUAUUUCAAUGCUAGAGAUAUCUAGAUGUGCCAAAAUCUUGAAAAUCAGGAGAGUAUAUGACUAAAAACUAACUAUAAAUAUAUGUGGACUUUUCUAGUGCUCGAGAGUGUCUCUGGAUGUGCCAUUUGUUAAAAUGGAGGACGAGGUACCGGUAGUUGUGAUAUGUCUGGACUAUGUUCAAAAUGAGGAAGAGGCAUCUCUGUUCUAAGAGUAUCUCAUAAGAUAUGCCAGUCUUUCAGAAGGAUGAAUGCUGAUGCUGCCUAUCUCAACAUUCAUAUUUUUGGAUAGGCCAGAGUGUCUCACCAGAACUCACUGUCAGUCCAAAACACAAUGUCAACAAUGGUCUGUGACUUUGUAAUAAAAAGGCCCAAU
Lineus longissimus is the source of this 1034-nucleotide messenger RNA. Its product is annotated as UPF0235 protein C15orf40 homolog. The coding region runs from base 36 to 497 and encodes 153 amino acids. The transcript has 4 exons. Gene Ontology annotation, cellular component: cytoplasm. NCBI's taxonomy places the organism in Eukaryota, Metazoa, Nemertea, Pilidiophora, Heteronemertea, Lineidae. The record is from RefSeq and is a predicted model, not a curated record.